Orycteropus afer afer is the source of this 948-nucleotide messenger RNA. The record is from RefSeq and is a predicted model, not a curated record. Lineage: Eukaryota; Metazoa; Chordata; Mammalia; Tubulidentata; Orycteropodidae.
AUGGGCUCGAACCUUCAACGUUUCAGCUCCUACGUCAGCAUGAAAUAUGAGCUACAUGACAAGCGAGGACAACUCCGAGGCUCUGAAGGACCAAGAUCCGAUCAACAGAUGGAGGUGGCAGAGGGGGUGGGAACGGGCAAGCCCCCGAGGCACCCCGGAAGGAAGCGGACGAUGUUCACUGCCCAGCAGCGGGAAGAGCUGCAGCUCCUGUUCCAGAAGAACCGGUAUCCGAGCCCCACUCUUCGGAGAGAGACGGCCCUGAGGAUAGGCACAGAGCCCGCGGCGGUGCAGGUUUGGUUCAAGAACUGCAGAGCAAAACUCCAACGGGCACAGCGCACGUCUACGCAGCAGAAGCAAGAAGCAGCUGAACAGAGACCGCCGGAGGGCGGAGGCCAGAGCGGGGCUUCCCCUGAGAGAAAACUGGACCCACACCCCAGACCUCUUAACGGAGCCGGGCCUGCACCCCUAGUUUAUACAGAUCACCCAAUACCCGCCUUCCAACUGAGCGGAUGUCCCAAUGUCAAGGGCCCCACAGACCACUCUGGUGGCCACAGAAUAAUCCAUUUUGGUUGCUGCCGAGACCCAAACGUGUACUGCCUCUAUCCCAUUUUGAGAUCCCAGGUUCUUCCGGAUUCAAUGAGCCUUGGUGGCGCAACUGCAAAGCGCUCGGCUGCAGAGGGAAAUGUUGGCGUUCCCAACAACCUGCAGUCCCGCAGCACGAAAGACCUGGCCGUGUGCCCCCAGGAACCCCCGGGGCGCUGUGCUACCCGAAGGGCCUGGCGGAGCCGCGGGGGUGGGCGGAGCGAUCUCCAGUCCCCUGAGGGCCUCGCCCUGCCCUAUAAGAGCCGGGGAGGCCUGCUAGGCCCUGCUGACGGUCGGAGCAGUCGGUGGUCUCUGCAGCUCGAGCCCAAUCUCCUGGGCACAGAUUACCCUCGGCCCGUGGCAUAA